Messenger RNA from Closterium sp. Yama58-4, 1500 nucleotides. NCBI's taxonomy places the organism in Eukaryota, Viridiplantae, Streptophyta, Zygnematophyceae, Desmidiales, Closteriaceae. The record is from the annotation of a GenBank genome assembly.
AUGAUCGGUGCCACAUACGGUCGCCUGGUGGGCAUGCUCAUGGUGCACAUGUACGGGCAGGACAACACAGACGAGGGCACCUACGCGCUGCUGGGCGCGGCGUCGUUCUUGGGGGGGUCGAUGCGCAUGACGGUGUCGCUGUGUGUGAUCAUGGUGGAGAUCACCAACAACCUCAACCUCCUCCCACUCAUCAUGCUCGUCCUCCUCGUCUCUAAGGCGGUGGGGGACGGGUUGAACGCGGGGUUCUACGACCUGCACGCGCAGCUGCGCGGCAUCCCCAUCUUGGAGGCGCAGUCGCAGCGCUUCAUGCGCAUGCUGUCCGCGCGCGACGCCGCGUCCACCAAGGUGGUGUACUUUGCGCGAGUGGAGAUGGUGGGGCGCAUAGCGGAGGUGCUGCGGAGUACAUCCCACAAUGGAUAUCCCGUGCUGCAGGACCUCCCCGAUGGGCAGACGGUGCUCGCUGGGCUGAUUCUGCGCAGUCCCCUACCGCCCCCCUUCUCGACCCCCUCUCCGUGCCUUUCGAAUACUCCGCACACUGUCCUACCCAACCCACCACCUCCCACCCCCCAUCUUUGUUCAGCUCUCUAUGCGCUCCCUGGGCAGCUGCUCUUCCUUUCCUCUCCUUCAAACCUCUCCACCCGCCCCCAACUACUUCCCCUCCUCCUCCCCACCCCUUCCCCCCCCUCCCCACCCCUUUCCCCCCCCCCUCCCCACCCCUUCCCCCCCCCCCUCCCCACCCCUUCCCCCCCCCCCCCCUCCCCACCCCUUCCCCCCCCUUCCCCCCCCUUCCCAUCCCUCCCCCCUCUUCCCAUCAGCUCCCUGUGCUCGCUGGGAAGCUAUUCGUUUUCGGACUUUGCCAAGCCGGUGUCCACCAAGGGCAUCAGCAUCGGGGGCAUAGAGCUGUCCCGGGAGCUCUUUGGAGUCCCCUCUCCCAUUCCCCCCGCCCCUACAAUCAGCCCCCUCUCCCUGCGCUCGCUGGGAAGCUAUUCGUUUUCGGACUUUGCGAAGCCGGUGUCCACCAAGGGCAUCACCAUCGGGGACAUAGAGCUGUCCCGUGAGGACCUCACGCUCUGGAUCGACCUGGGGCCCUUCCUCAACCCCACGCCCUUCAUCGUUGACGAGAACAUGUCUCUCACUAAGGUGCACACGCUGUUUCGGCAGCUGGGGCUGCGCCAUCUGUGUGUGGUGCCGCCUCCCUCCAGAGCCGUCGGCAUCAUCACGCGCAAGGACCUUCUGCCUGAGAUUCUGGAGGAGCGGCAUGCAGAGUUUGAGGACCUCACAUGGGAGGAAGGCGAGAUAGAGACAUUCACGCCCCGCCUCCUGCGCCGCGGCUCGUCUGCUGCCCCGCAGUCGCCAGUGCCGCACCUUCAGCAGCAGCCGAUGGAAGUGCAGCUUCGGGAAAUGGGCGCUCGGGAGGAGCCAGCAGUGUUCAUGCCAGCAGCAGCCCUCAUGCAAGUGCACGCAUACCGGCAGGGCAAGUGCAAUCACCAGCACCAGUAG